Nymphaea colorata (pocket water lily) is the source of this 3573-nucleotide messenger RNA. Its product is annotated as F-box/LRR-repeat MAX2 homolog A-like. NCBI's taxonomy places the organism in Eukaryota, Viridiplantae, Streptophyta, Magnoliopsida, Nymphaeales, Nymphaeaceae. Gene Ontology annotation, cellular component: SCF ubiquitin ligase complex. Gene Ontology annotation, molecular function: protein binding. The record is from RefSeq and is a predicted model, not a curated record. Gene Ontology annotation, biological process: SCF-dependent proteasomal ubiquitin-dependent protein catabolic process. The transcript has a single exon. The coding region runs from base 642 to 2822 and encodes 726 amino acids.
GGUAGUAGGCCAUCGGACUCGUCCCUUCUCCUGGAAGUAGAGUUCCUGAGGAGACAGCAACAGAAACUUGAGAACCACCGAAAAAAAAGCCAUCCCCUUGGAUGAACGUUUUGCCAUCUCACCGACCCUAUUAGAAUUAGGGUGAAGGUCCUUCUGCAAGUGUGGCCCCUCACAAAGUUCUCCCCUCCCUCUUCCAGAAGGAGAGUCCCUCCCUCUUUCGUGUGCCUGAGACUCCGUCUCUCAAGCGCCGAGGCACCACCAGCGCCAUGGUGCAGGCAAGCCCGUCGGAUACUCCACCUUCACGGCCCUCUUCCUGAGGGAAUUGUAUUCCGCGGUUGCUGCUGGUAUCUGCUAUGCCCGUGGAGAUCGUCGCUGGUGAUGCUGCCUCGCCUUGGAGAUCUACCACCGCCACCACUAUUGCCUCUCUCUGAAUUCUCGAAUAGGAAACCACCGCCGACCCCAAUCACCGUCUUGGACCGCUGCCAACGCGUACUGCCGGCGUUUCUAUGUUCGCAUAGUUCACUAUCGCUAACGUGGGAACGUCUUCGUUUUCUGCUAUCGGCAGCAUAUCUCUGUGCGUGAGAUCCUUAACCGGCAGUAGCCGCGACCAUCAUCACCACCGCCGCCGCUCCUGUGGAAAGAUGCCGUCGGAGACAGCGACCGCCGGCACCUCCUUGUCCCCGCCCAGAACCCAUCUCCAUGACCUGCCGGACGAGAUUCUGUCCAUCAUCUUCUCCCUGGUGACGGACAUCCGAAGCCGCAAUUCCAUGUCGCUCGUUUGCCGGAAAUGGGCGAAGGCGGACCGCUCUUCCCGCACCACCCUUUCCCUCCGUGGCUACGUCGGAAACCUCGAUCGUCUUCCUUCCUGCUUCCCCUCUGUCACCAACCUUGACCUCUCGUUCUUCUCCCCCUGGGGCCAUCCUCUCUGUCUCUUCCCCCCGGACCCCCUUUCCGAGGGAGCCCAUCGCUUCGCCUUCCUAGCCCAGCGCUUCCCCAAAGUCACCUCCCUCACCUUUUACUCCCGCCACCCUGCCACCGUCCAGAUCCUCGCAUGCUAUUUCCCUUUCCUUCGCUCCGUCAAGCUCGUCCGCUUCCACCAACGCAUAACUGUGCCCGCCGGCUCCGACCUAAUCCCGCUUUUCGCUCAUUGCCCCUCCCUCUCCUCCCUGGACCUCUCUCAUUUCUACUGCUGGACGGAAGAUAUCCCGGCGGCCCUUCAGGCCCAUCCUGCUUCAGCAUCGGCCCUCACCCAUCUGAACCUCCUCAUCCUCUCCACAGAUGGCUUCCAAUCCCAGGAGCUCCAGGCCAUCGCCGCCGCUUGUCCCAACCUCCUCCACCUCCUGGCCUCUUGCCGCUUCGACCCUCGCUGCUUAGACUUUGUUGGCGAUGUCGCCCUGCUCUCCAUCGCCACCAAUUGCAACAAGCUCCGGCACGUUCACCUUGCAGAUGCCUCCUCUCUCUCCUCCCCGCGCUCCGACCCUGAUGCCGAUGGGUUCUCGCAUGAGGACGCCAGAAUCAGCGGCCAAGCGCUGGAGGAGAUGUUCAUCGCUCUACCGGACCUUGAGGACCUCACCCUGGACGUCUGCCACAAUGUCAGGGGCGCCGGCGUGGCGCUGGAGGUGCUUGGUUCCAAGUGUCGACGUCUGCGGUCGCUGAAGCUCGGACAGUUUCAUGGCAUUUGCAGAGGCGAUGCGCCUCGCUCGGAUGGGAUUGCGCUCUGCAUGGGCUUGGAGUCGCUGUGCAUCAAGAACUCAGGCGACCUCACUGAUCUUGGGUUGAUCGCCAUUGCCCGCGGCUGUCCUCGCCUCUCGAAGCUCGAAAUCCAUGGGUGUCAUGGCAUCUCUAGCUACGGCGUCAUGAGCAUGGUUUGCUGUCUGAGGAAGACCUUGGUCGAUGUAGGGAUAUCGUGCUGCAAGCAGUUAAAUGCGGCAAGCUCGCUGCAAGCACUGGAGCCAAUCAGGGGCAGGGUAGAACGUCUGCACGUUGAUUGCGUUUGGGGCGCGCCCGACUCCGAGUAUGCGGCGGAGAAGAACACUCAAGAUUUUGAUCUGAAUUGUUGCUCGGAAGCGAAUGAAGUCCACGGAUUUGCCAAUUGCGGAACUGAUUAUAGUAUCAAUGGAUCCUGGGGAAGUGAGGCUGAUGGCUUCAUGAAGAGGAUGUGGAAGUGUAGUUCUGAUUGCGAGAGCAGCAAGAAGGCAGGAAGCGAGUUCUGGUCAAAGACAUGGCCUCGUCUGCGCUCACUGUCACUGUGGAUAGCAGUAGGGGAGCUUCUAAUGCCACUCGCCGCGGCAGGUCUGACGUACUGCCCGGCGCUACAAGAGAUUAAGAUCAAGGUGGAGGGUGACUGCAGGCUCUGGGCGAAUCUCACCAUGCCUGCAUUCGGUUUGAAUUCGCUGGUGCGGUACCCCCGUCUCUCAAAGAUGAAUCUGGAUUGUGGGGAGGUGACUGGGUACGCGCUGAGCGCGCCGCCCGGGCAGACGGAUGUUGACCAGUGGGAGAGGUUCUACCUGCACGGGAUCGAAGAACUGGAGCUCAAUCAACUUGAUUACUGGCCUCUCCAUGAUAGCGCUAUGAACAGAAGGAGCCUUACGAGGCCGGCGGCAGGCCUGCUGUCGAGAUGCGUCACGCUGAGGAGGCUUUUCGUACAUGGAACAUGUUAUGCACAUUUUUUCCAAAUGUUUCUGAGGGUCCGAAACCUCCGGGAAAUGCAGUUCAGGGUGGACUACUACCCUGCGCCAGAGAAUGACAUGAGCACGGAGAUGAGAGAGGACUCGUGGUUACGGUUUGAGCAUGAGCUGAUUCACCGUCCUAUCCCGGACUGAGCGAUAGAGAUUCACAAGACAUGAUAGAGACGAUUCUAUUAUAUUUUCUCCUUUCUUCUUCUUCUUCUUCUCUCUGAUCCUGCUUCCGUAGACGACGUUUUAGCACGGUCCAACAGCCUUCGACCCUGCGGAGAGGGUGCAACAAAAGUAGAGAGUACCCAAAAUAAUGCCUCGUUUGAAAAUAUAGUGAUGCAGCUGAGUUAGGAUGAGGCGUUACUUCCUUGUAAUCACUCCUCCUUUUUUAUUUGACAUGGGGAAUAUCAAAACGUCCGUUGCACAUCUGUACCUAGGAUUCAAAGGAACGGAGGGACAAAGCGGUUUUCACCUUGGUAUAUUUUCUUGUCAAAUUUUAGGCCUCAUGUUUGCUAGCGAACGUAGAAGUGCUGCUGUGGUUCCUGCUCUUGGAGAGAUGCAGCUUGGGAAGCUUAUUAUGGUGCACGGGAAAUGUUUUGAACAUCCAGAUGAGCGUGGCCGUCGGCGUGGUAGUGAACAUGAGCUAUUUCCAGCUGAGUAAUGAUCCGGAAGGCGAAAUUGAGGUGAACUACUGCGUGAAAACAGAGGAAAAUGGAACCCAAUGAUGCUGCUAUUGCGGGAAAUCUGUAAACAUUUAAUGGUUGUCUUCAUCCCUCGAAAAAUAAAUUUGGGUAAUUCGUCGAGUUUUUGUGGAUUAUCGGCUGAUUCUUCAUACUUGUUUAGUAAAAAAUGCAACUCCUUGUAACUGCUUCAGUGCAUAGAGGACUUUUUAUUUCCC